CUGGAAGCUGAACGCUGAUCAUGGACAGACGGAGGAGGAAGCUGGUGCGUCUUGCUGCCUGCGCGGCUCUGCUGCUUUUGGAAAACGCGCCAAUAAAGAGGAAACGUAAACGACGCAUUUGGAGGAAACACCGCCCGCUGGACCUGACGAUUUCUCCCGGCAGGCCUCUGACAGUCGGAAUAAUUUCCUGCGGUUUGUGAAGAUGACCUCUGAGGACUUUGACUUCCUGCUGGAGAGGGUCGGCCCUCGACUGGCCAGGCAGGACACCCAGUUCAGGAAAGCCAUUCCGUCCAGAGACAGGCUGUCCCUGACGCUGAGGUUUCUAGCAACAGGAGAAUCACUCCAGUCUCUCAGCUCUCAGUACGGAAUGGGAAGCAGCACCACCUCCAAAAUCGUCAAGGAGACGUGUACUACGAUCCACCAGCUGCUCAAAGAAGAGUUUCUUCAGACGCCGGACUCCGACGCAGCUUGGCGUCGUGUUGCUGAUGGUUUCCUGCUGAAGUAUCAGUUCCCACAUUGCGUCGGAGCUCUGGGCGCCAAACGCAUCUCCCUCCAUCCUCAGGGAAGCAACAACAAGCGCUGCGUGCUGCUGACGGCCGCCGUGGACGCUCAGUACAGGUUCCUGUUCGUCAGCGCCGCGCCUCAGACCGAGGACUCGGACGUUUUCCCUUUUGAAGACUCUGUCUUCGGCAGAGCCCUGGAUCAGGGCCUGCUGCGCCUGCCGUCCGCCCCAGACGGUGCGUUUCCCCAUGUGUUUGUGGGAGACGACGCCUUUCCCCUGCGCGCCAACCUCAUGGUUCCCUUCCCCGGUGAGGACAUGGACGGCAGGCAGCGGCUCUUCAACCGGCAGCUGUCCAGAGCGCGGCAGGCGGCGGAGGACGCCUUCUGGAUCUGGACCAGCCGGUGGCGGGUCUUCCACACCAGCAUCCCUCUGCAGCCGGAGAAGGUGGAGAGGGUCGUCCUGGCCACGGUCUGCCUCCACAACUGGCUGUGCGCGCGGCGCUCCGAGGCCUACCUGCCGGCCGGGCCGCCGGGCGAGGAGCCGGGCGGGGAGCCGGGCGGGGAGCCGGGCGGGGAGCCGGGCGGGGAGCCGGGCGGGCUGGGCGUCAUGAAGCCCGUCCGCUGGGAGCAGAGCGGCAGCUGCAGCAGGGAGGGGGAGCAGGUCCGGAACGCCAUGAAGGACGCCUGCCAGGAUCUGAGCAGCCUGACGUGA
Molecule: messenger RNA, 1213 nt
Organism: Salarias fasciatus (jewelled blenny)
Lineage: Eukaryota; Metazoa; Chordata; Actinopteri; Blenniiformes; Blenniidae
Exons: 4
Coding region: 203-1213 (336 amino acids)
Source: RefSeq, a predicted model, not a curated record